Taeniopygia guttata (zebra finch) is the source of this 2610-nucleotide messenger RNA. Its product is annotated as alpha-1,6-mannosyl-glycoprotein 4-beta-N-acetylglucosaminyltransferase-like. Gene Ontology annotation, biological process: protein N-linked glycosylation. Gene Ontology annotation, molecular function: acetylglucosaminyltransferase activity. NCBI's taxonomy places the organism in Eukaryota, Metazoa, Chordata, Aves, Passeriformes, Estrildidae. The record is from RefSeq and is a predicted model, not a curated record.
AAGGGAAGGGGUGAAGUUGCCCCACCUCUCCGUUGGGCUGCUGCAGAAAGGAGCUGAUCUGGUUUGGAGCUGGGGACAAGCAAUGCCAUUGAUGAGUCACGGAUGCUCCAGAGCCAUGUUCCUGCUCUGGGGUGUGGAGGAGGGAAGCAGUGGGAGAAAAGAACUUGGAGGGUGGAGGAAGCUGGAACAAACGGGCCAUGGAAGGGCCCUAUGUGGCCCACAUUGGUUCACUGGGAUCAGAAGGGGCUUCAUUCCCAGCCCAGCUGCAGUGCCCAAUGCUCCAGUGAGGAGCUGGAGUGUGUGGGGAAGCUGUGGUGUCCUAGAGCUACAUCUCAGGUGGGACCCAGGUUCUGCCCUGGCCCAGGGUGCCAGGUGUGCAGUUCUGCCUCUGCAGCCCCAGAGGUUUUUGCCACCUCAGCACAAGAGCUGGAAAAUGAACGGGCAAAAAGAUGUGCCAGCUCCAUGUCACCAGCUCCGUUUCACCAGCUCCUGGCUCGGUGAAGUGUCAGGUUCGUGCCAGAGUUUGGGAUGCUGGGGCUUGGCGCUGCCCGGGGGACUGGAGCUGCCUGCGAGGAUGGAGUCGGUGGGAUACAGCUGGUGCCAUCCCGGGAUGCCCAUCCGUGAGGCUGUCGCAGUUCCCACGGUGGGCUGGGGCCCCCGGCGGGUCGCACGUGUGUGCCCGCCGACCUGGCCGGUUCUCCGAAGCUCCGGGACCGAGGCCGCCGGCGGACGCUCCUCCUCUGCGGGAGGCAGGCAGGGACUCGGGGUGGGGCUUUGUCGAGCGAGAAUCCAGAGUCCGGCCAGCCUGGGGGAGUUGCCAGGGCCGAGCACCCCGGAGAGGCGAGGCUGCCGCCCACCCGCCUCAGCCAGCAGGGGCCAUGCGAUGCUCCCUGAAACGCUCCCUCAUGGUUCUACUUGCUGCCUCCUUCUUCCUCCUUCUCCUCUUCCUCCAGGGAGGCAGCCGGCAGGAACAAGAUCCCCUGGAGGUACAGCUCAGGGGCCUGGCUCCCAACACAAUCCUGCAGCUGCUGCAGCCGGAGGGAGCCAGCACAUCCUCAGGGAACACAGCUGAACUCUCUGCACUCCACAACAUCUCCUACCGGCUCCUCGCUGGCUCCCUGGCUCCCCAAAAAAAAUUCCUGGCAGUGGGAAUGGCGUCUGUGCAGAGGCCGCGUGGUUUCUACCUCCUGGCCACGCUCCAGUCCCUCUUCAGCCAGUCCACGGAAGAGGAGCUGCAGGAGAUGGUGGUGGUGGUGCACCUGGCUGACACCGAUCCUGGCUGGAACGUACGCGUUGCUGCCACCAUUGCCCAGAAGUUUGCUCGCCACAUCCUCCUGGGCCGGCUUCUGCUCAUCCACGCUCCCCCUGAGUUCUACCCCACCCUGGAAGGCCUGAAGAGGAACUUCAAUGAUGCAGAGGAGCGGGUGAGGUUUCGCUCCAAGCAGAACGUGGACUAUGCCUUCCUGCUCGCUUUCGCCGCCAACCUCUCCUCCUACUACCUGAUGAUCGAGGACGACGUGUGGAGUUCCAAGUCCUUCCUGACGGCCAUCCGCAGGGCACUGGCCUCCCAGGAGGGCUCCAACUGGGCCACCCUCGAAUUCUCCAAGCUGGGCUACAUCGGAAAGCUCUACCACUCCAGUGACCUUCCUCGCCUGGCUCACUUCCUCCUCCUCUUCUACCAGGAAAUGCCCUGUGACUGGCUGCUGGUCCACUUCCGCCAGCUGCUCACCCAGAAAGAUGUGAUCCGCUUCAAGCCAUCCCUCUUCCAGCACAUGGGCCUCUACUCCUCCUUCCAGGGCACUGUCAACCGGCUGGAGGAUGAGGAUUUCCAGGCUGAUGCCUUGGACCUCCCGGACAACCCGCCAGCAUCCCUGUACACCAGCAUGUCCAUCUUUGAGAAUUACGAGCCCCGCAAGGCCUACAGCUCAGCACAGGGGUACUUCUGGGGCAAAGACCCAGCAGCUGGCAGUACUUUUUCCAUCGUGUUCCAGCAGCCAGCCCGAGUCAGCCGUGUCCGGGUGCGCACGGGCUCCGUGGAGCGCCCAGGCGAUUUCCUGCACGCAGGGCUGCUGGAGCUGGGCCAGCGCCGGCACCGCAGCUGGGACUGCUCCUCCUACAUCCCUGUGGGCUCCUUCAAGAAGGGGACCCUGGAGCAGCGGGGCCUGGAGAGGGUCCUGCCUGGGCCCGUGGAGUGCGUGAGGAUCCGGGUGACCCAGGACCAGAGCGAGUGGCUCAUCAUCCAGAGCAUUGACAUCUGGACCACAGCAGGCACUUGAGCACAACAUCUGUGGCAGGAUGUCGAAGCAGCUGGAUUUGGUUCUAAGAGGUCCUUUAUUUUUCACACUGCCUUUUGGAUAAGAAAUUUAAAUUAUUGACUCUCACUGCCCCAUGUCUGGAGAGAUGGGAACCACUGCUGUGGGCUGUGGAUGUGUCUAGGAGCAGGGCCCAUCAGAAUGUACCUGCUGGGGGAUGCCUCCAUGAGCCAGGGAGGGGGCACAGGAAGGGGAAGGGGCUUGGGAGUUCAAGGCUAAGCAGUAGAAAACCUUUCUUCCCGGGAAGGAUGAUGUACAGGACAAAACUGAUCAGCUAAUUAACAAACCAAAUAAUUAA